AUGGCAGAGCUGCUUACGGAUGAAUACAGUUUGCAGAGAGGCCAAACGGGCGAUGUCAUGUUCCUGAAAGCCGAGCUCGAGAGCAUGCAAGCUGCAAUGGAAAGGGUGUCGGAGGCACCUGUAAAUGACAACCAGGUUAAUAUAUGGGCAAGUGAGGUGAGAGAGCUGUCCUACGACAUCGAGGACAGCAUUGAUCAGUUCAUGGUGCGCGUUAAUGUACAUCCAUCAGCCACACCGGAGCCGGAGGGAUUCAAAGGUUUAAUUGCUAGGAGCUUGAGAUUGUUGACAGAAGCCGAGACUCGGCAUCAGAUUGCCACAGAAAUCAGAGAUAUGAGAACCCUAGUCAAAGAGGUGGCUGUGCGCCGCAAUAGGUACAAGGUUGACAGUUCUGUCACCACACCUUCUGCUGCUCCAGGAAUUGACCGUCGUUUGCACGGUAUCUAUGAAGAAUCAGCAAAGCUCGUUGCAAUCAGUGGGCCAAGAGAAGAGCUAGCCGAAUUGCUAAUGGUUCGUGAGGGCACAUCCAAGAAACUGAAAGUGAUCUCUAAUGUCGGAGUUGGCGGUUUGGGUAAGACGACUCUUGCUAAUGUGACGUACCGACAGCUGAAGGGGCAAUUCGAAUGCAAUGCUUUUGUGUCAGUGUCUCUCAAGCCUGAUUUGAAGAGGAUUCUAGGCAGCAUACUCCGUCAAGUCUAG
Molecule: messenger RNA, 696 nt
Organism: Miscanthus lutarioriparius
Lineage: Eukaryota; Viridiplantae; Streptophyta; Magnoliopsida; Poales; Poaceae
Source: the annotation of a GenBank genome assembly